This is a messenger RNA of Chiroxiphia lanceolata (lance-tailed manakin), 1332 nucleotides long. RefSeq lists its product as uncharacterized. The transcript is spliced from 2 exons. Bases 269 to 1087 code for a protein of 272 amino acids. The record is from RefSeq and is a predicted model, not a curated record. NCBI's taxonomy places the organism in Eukaryota, Metazoa, Chordata, Aves, Passeriformes, Pipridae.
CCAUCAUGUCAUAAAAGGGGCCCUGCCUGUCCUGUGAUGUCACAAAGGGGGCUCUGCCUGCCCCAUCAUGUCAUAAAAGGGGCCCUGCCUGCCCCAUGAUGUCACAAAGGGCUAUAAUGGGCCAUGGGACACGGGGCACUGCAGGUGGGCACCACCUCGGCCUCUGCCACCCCAGCAGUGUUGGGAUCCCAUCACUGGGACCCCAUAGGUCACUGGGGAAGCUCGUCCCCAGCCUGUGCUGGUGACCUGGAGUGCCAGGGAUGGUGCCAUGAGGUCCCUCGACAUGUUCACCAUGGGGGAGCUGGUUGCAGUCAUGAUCCUGGUGCUGCAGCUCAUCCUGGUCGCUGUCGUGCUGCGGGACAAGCGUCUCUGGAGGAUCCUGCAGAACUGGAGGUGUCCAAGGGCAGCGAGAGCCCAGGCGGAGGAGCAGAGCAGCGUGGACAGGGCGCAGGAAUCGGCAGACACGUCCCCUGGCAGCUCCCGACGAAGUUCCAUGUGCUACAGGAAGCAUUUCCCAAGGUUCAUCCAAAGCUCCCAGGACUCCCCAGUGCUCACUGAGGAGCAGCACAGCGAGCUGAAGGCACAGCUGGCCCAGCAGCAAUACAGAGGAGGGGACUGCAGGGUGCCCCAGAGCGAGGUGCCAGUGGAGCUGCCGGGACUGCUGGGGGGCAGAGAGUCUCCCCAGUGCCUCGCAGUGGAGCUGCCAGGGCCGGACAUGAACGAGGGGACAGAAGAAGCCAAACGUAAGAACACAGGACAGUGCAGCAGGGACUACGUGACGCUGCAACGCAGAAGAUCCGUGCUGAUGGCCAGGCUGCUCCCUAAACUAGUGGUGAUUGUAAAUCCCACAGUGUUGGAAAGCUGUAGCAGCAGCAGCAGCAGCAGCAGCAGCUCCAUAGAGGUGCAAUACAGCAGCACCACCACUGGAUGGUUCCUGGGGAAGCUCCGUGUCUGGCUGCAGAGAUACCUGGAAGCCUCGCAGACACGCUUUGUUCAGCGCCGCCGGGGCUUCUGCAUCCGGCUGAGGUCCCAGUGGUGGUGGCGGCGCUGGACCCAGAGGAGAAAAGGGCGUAGUAAUCAUGAGUAGUCAGGGAGGGGUGGAGGAAUGGGGUGCUUCAGGAACCACCUGGACAGCCCAAUCCCUGUCCCUCUCCAGAUCCCCCUGUAGAGCCCUCCUGUAGCAGACACACACUCUCACCCAACCUGUCCUCUGCAAACUGAGGGUCCCCUCCUCUUCCCCACCCACCAGUGCUGUAGCACCAUCAUAGAAAAUCACCAAUUUUGUCAAACAUGAUUUUGCCUUUAUAAAGCCACGUUGGCUGUUUCCAAUCA